Messenger RNA from Penicillium cataractarum, 231 nucleotides. RefSeq lists its product as uncharacterized. The transcript has 2 exons. Bases 1 to 231 code for a protein of 76 amino acids. The record is from RefSeq and is a predicted model, not a curated record. Lineage: Eukaryota; Fungi; Ascomycota; Eurotiomycetes; Eurotiales; Aspergillaceae.
AUGUAUGCGACCGAUACGACGGGCGCUGUGGACAACGUCAACGUCGAAAACGAUAACAUGCCUAUCGAGCAGUGUGUCAAGUAUUCACUUCUUCAGAUAGUCUCCAUCACCAGUGGAGUCGACAUAUUCCGAUGCCGGAUCGCAGCCCAACGUCCAUAUAGAGCGCACUUACUAGAACUCUACCCGAGACGCCAAACGCCUAGCUUGAACCAUGAAGGCUCGAUCGCGUGA